Messenger RNA from Oncorhynchus nerka (sockeye salmon), 3461 nucleotides. Its product is annotated as UNC93-like protein MFSD11. The transcript has a single exon. Bases 306 to 1667 code for a protein of 453 amino acids. The record is from RefSeq and is a predicted model, not a curated record. Lineage: Eukaryota; Metazoa; Chordata; Actinopteri; Salmoniformes; Salmonidae.
GUCUCGCGAUGUCGCGCCUCUGUUUUGAAGCACUUUUGCGCAGCCUUAACAGUCAUUUGUUUCUACCCAGCUAGUGUGGUGUUGCAUCUCAUCACUCAACUUCCGGUUUUCUUAUCGUUGUCGACUAUCAGCAGGUUGCCAGUUUCGGUGCAAUGUCCAUCUGGUAUCUCCACCUUGUUAUUGCACAAACGAGGACUCGUCAGACAGACAGUGCAGCACCCGACUCGAUGAGGCGUGUGGACCACUUCAGAGGUUUAUUAACUAGCUAGCUGAUCAUCAAAAUAAAACAGUGCCACCUUAAAAACAUGAGUCCAGAAGGAAAGACACUGUUGAACAUCGUAAUCCUGGGCUUUGGAUUUAUGUUCGUGUUCACUGCUUUUUCAACAUGUGGAAAUAUAGAGCAAACUGUGAUCAAGAGUUUCAACAGCACUGGCUUCAGUGGGAGUGGAUACACAAGCAUGUCCAUCAUCUAUGGAGUUUUCUCUGCAUCCAACCUUAUUGCUCCCUCGGUAGUGGCUGUUAUAGGACCACAACUUUCCAUGUUCUUUAGUGGACUAGCAUACAGUGGAUACAUUGCCACGUUCAUCCAACCCUUCACUUGGAGUUUUUACGCAGCCUCUGUAGUUGUUGGAAUAGCGGCUGCAAUAUUGUGGACUGCUCAGGGUAACCUACUCACCAUCAACUCUACAGAUGUCACCAUUGGCAGGAACUAUGGUAUUUUCUGGUCCUUGCUACAGUUCAGCUUUUUAUUUGGGAACAUGUAUAUUUAUUUUGCCUGGUAUGGCCAUGUUCACAUAUUAGACAAGGAUCGCCAGACUGUAUUCAUCGCUCUCACGGUCAUAAGCCUGAUAGGCAGCUUUCUGUUCUUCCUGAUCCAGAAGCCAGAGCCUAAGUCCAUAUCCUCUGAUGAAUCUGAGUCACUGCUGCAGGCUGAGUCGUCAGAGAGUGCCUCUGUUGUUGUAGUGCCUCAAGGUCUCGGUUCCCAGGCUCUGGAUGCUUUCAGGAAGGCAUUGCAGCUGUCUGUCACUAAAGAGAUGCUGCUGUUAAGCAUCUUCAUAGCAUACACAGGCCUGGAGCUGACCUUUUACAGUGGGGUAUAUGGGACGUGUAUUGGGGCCAUGACUCAAUUUGGGGACAAUGCCAAAAGUCUGAUUGGGCUCUCAGGCAUUUUCAUUGGCAUUGGGGAGAUCCUGGGAGGGGGCAUGUUUGGGAUGUUGAACAAGCGCAACCGCUUUGGGAGGAGCCCUGUGGUGCUGUUGGGGCUGAUCACUCACUUUGUGGCCUUCUACUUGAUCUUCCUGAACAUCGCCAGCGACGCCCCUCUGGCCCCAGAGGAGGGUACAAACCUGCAGGCCUUCAUCACCCCCAGUGUUGAGUUGGCUCUGCUGUGCAGCUUCCUGCUUGGCCUGGGAGACAGCUGCAUCAACACCCAGCUGUUGAGCAUUGUGGGAUACAUGUUCCAGGAGGACAGCGCUCCCGCCUUUGCUGUCUUCUACCUUGUCCAGUCCAUCAUGGCAGCCCUGGCCUUCUUCUACAGUAACUACCUACUACUGCACUGGCAGCUGCUCAUCAUGGUGCUAGUGGGCUUCCUGGGCACACUAUCCUUCUUCAUAGCUGAGUGGAUGGUGGUCUCCAGAAGACGCGAUACUGACAACAAUAGCAUAUGACAACCUAGGCCUAGGGGACAAGGGGCUGUGGUGAGAGGAACUUCCUAUCAUCCCUUUAGGACCCUUCAACUGACACUGUCACUGGCCUACCUCAGCCCCACUAAGCACAGACUGUAGGUAAUGCUGUUUUUGCAGUCAUCCCAACUCUAUAGAUUUUUGCUUUUCAAGUGCAAGAGACACUUUCUGUUGAAUGCUGUAUGUUUGCUCUACUUGGAGCAAAUCAGUCCUUUUUUUAAAGGAGGGUAUGAUAGUGAAAUCCAUACAAAAUUAUUGAACAAUGCUGUGAAUAUGCAUUACUUUGUUGAUGUUUAUAGAACGCUAAUUCUGAUUAUUUUAACCGCUCUUUCAGAUUGUUAUUGCAACCCAGCUAAAUUCUGGCAAACUGUCAUAUGUUAAAGGUUCUACUUCUUCCUCUCUGCCACAACAAAUUAAUUCAGACACUGGCCUCAUUUCUGGGGGAAAUGGCUCUCUCUUUGAAAUAACUUAUAAGCCAAUUCACAAUGAUAUUGGGCUGGAUGCUGAUAGGGGGGAAAUGCUGAAUGAUCAGAGAAAUUAUAGUCAAAGCUUUUAUUUUAGGCUAUUUACAGAAAAAUAAGUCCAGGAUGCUUUGCUAGCCAUAGAAAACAAGACAUCCACAGGGGCCAACCAAUUGGAUCCCAGUUUGCUUAAGUGUGCAGCGCCCAUCAUUGUAGGCUUGAUAACCCAAAUUGUUAUCAGGAAAUAUUCCAAAAGUAUGGAAAUCAGCUCUUGUGCUGCGACUCCAUAUGGGCGGGGAUAGUAGUGAUCUUAAUGAAUAUUGCCCCAUUUCCAGGCUUCCUUGUCUAAUUAAAGUUCUUGAAUCCUUAGUGAAUGUACAACUUUUUUUUAUCUGAGAAAUGUAUUUUGAAUGUAAACCAAUCAGGGUCUAGACCUGGGCAAAGCACUAUUACAGGAACCACUUUAGUUGUUAAUGAUCUUGUCAACGCUUUAGACACUAAAAUGAAAUGUGCUGCUUUGCUUGUGGACCUGUCAAAAGCUUUUGAUACUGUUGAUCAUGCUAUUUUAUUGAAUAAGUUGUCCUCGAUAGGCCUGAGGUCUGACUCCUGUUCAUGGUUUAAUGAUUAUCUUAGUGAAAGAACUCAAGCCAUCAUGAUUGAUGGGGUUAAGUCUGAAUUUCUUGAUGUAAGUAAUUUCUUGAUGUAAGGUGUACCACAGGGGUCGCUUUUGGGACCUGUUCUCUUCACUAUUUAUAUAAACACCAUUGGUCAAUCUGUGUUAAAAAUGGUAAAAUUAAUCUAUAUGCAGAUUUUUUACUUUUUAAUUAACUAGUCAUUUACAAUGACAGCCUGCCAAAAGUCCUCCUGCAGGGAUGGGGGCCUGGGAUUAAAGAAAAUAAAUAAAUACAAUAUAAAUAUAGGACAAAACACACAUCACAACAAGAGAGACAACACAACACUACAUAGCAAGGCAGCAACACAUGACAACACAGCAUGGUAGCAACACAACAUAACAACAACAUGGUAGCAGCACAAAACAUGGUACACACAUUAUUGGGCACAGUCAACAGCACAAAGGUCAAGAAGGUAGAGACAACAAUACAUCACACAAAGCAGCCACAACUGUCAGUAAGAGUGCCCAUGAUUGAGUCUUUGAAUUAAUAGAUUGAGAAAAAACUGUCCAGUUUGAGUGUUUGUUGCAGCUCGUUCCAGUCGCAAGCUACAGCGAACUGAAAAGAGGAGUGAUCCAGGGUCAGUCUUAAUGUUAACACAACACAUCUUCCUUCCUUUAACAUUAAAAUAAUGUUCUCUAACCUCA